This is a messenger RNA of Lagenorhynchus albirostris (white-beaked dolphin), 366 nucleotides long. Its product is annotated as calcitonin receptor-stimulating peptide 2-like. The transcript is spliced from 3 exons. Gene Ontology annotation, cellular component: extracellular region. The record is from RefSeq and is a predicted model, not a curated record. Lineage: Eukaryota; Metazoa; Chordata; Mammalia; Artiodactyla; Delphinidae. Gene Ontology annotation, molecular function: hormone activity; calcitonin receptor binding.
AUGGGCUUCUGGAAGUUCCCCCUGUUCCUGGUCCUCAGCAUUCUGGUCCUGAACCAGGCAGGUAUGCUCCAGGCAGCGCCAUUCAGGUGGGCCUUGGAGAAUGGGUUUGAUCCUGCUACACUCACCAAUAAGGAAAUGCGCCUCCUACUGGCUGCAAUGAUGAACGAUUAUGUGUAGAUGAAGGCCUGUGAGCUGAAGCAAGAGACAGGAGGGCUUCAGAAGAGAUCCUGUAACACUGCGACCUGUGUGACCCAUAAGAUGGCGGGCUGGCUGAGCAGGUCUGAGAGUGUGGUUAAGAACAGCUUCACGCCCACCAACGUGGGCUCCAAAGCCUUUGGCUGGCACCGCAGCGACCUUCAGGCCUGA